AUGGAGGACCUGCUCACCUUGCUGCAGGACGGCGACAUGUGUCUCACUGAAGCCCGGUCGUCUCUCUUGCGGUCUCGCGAGCUACUGGACGUAAUCCGGCACGAAGCCGGGCGCCUCCUCCAACGUCUCUCCCUCCUGCGCGCCCAAGUCCGAGCCCUUGCCCGCCUUCUCCACUGGGUAUGGGCCGCUAACAACAGCCUCGGGCCACUCGAGCGCCUUCCCCCGGACGACGCGCCCUUCCAGACCCUCGAAGCCGUCUGCGACCAGCUCCGGCAGACCCGUGUGGACCCGGAGCUGGUGGCAGGGGAGAGGGGUCACACGCUCUUCGACUUCCUGGACGAGGGCGCCGUCACCUCCCUGCGAGCUCAGGCGGAGGCCGACGCGAGGGAGGUAACGUGA
This is a messenger RNA of Nannochloropsis gaditana CCMP526, 399 nucleotides long. RefSeq lists its product as uncharacterized. The coding region runs from base 1 to 399 and encodes 132 amino acids. The record is from RefSeq and is a predicted model, not a curated record. The transcript is spliced from 3 exons.